This is a messenger RNA of Mycena citricolor, 2905 nucleotides long. The record is from the annotation of a GenBank genome assembly. NCBI's taxonomy places the organism in Eukaryota, Fungi, Basidiomycota, Agaricomycetes, Agaricales, Mycenaceae.
CUGCUUGCCCAUCACCGUUCCCGUCAAGCCAAAAAUUAUGCGAAACCUCAAGAAGACCUCCACAACACGAUUACCGCAGGCUCUUGCCGAACAGAUCCGGGAGGGGUCCGAUUCCAAUGGGACGCGGCACAGAAAGCAGACGGCCGGCAGCGGGAAGAUCUCCCGAAAAGCGCUAAGAAAGCAGGAGCGUCUCGAUACAAAACAACGCAAGGCGCAUUUCUUCGCCGCGCCUCAAAGCGCGAAACGCGUAGCCGAGGAAGAGCACACCGAUUCGCCUCAGCGCAAGAAGGUCAAGCUCGGUGCACCGACGGCGACUCCGGUGCUGACUCCUGCCCCGGCGAAAGUCACAAACGCAUCGGUAGCGAAAACGGCUGGUGCUUCCGCGAAGACUGGUCCGGGGCUUCCUGCCCCGAAGGCCAAGCCGAAGCAGACGGCUCUCGAAAAGCUGGUUGAACGGGCGGGAUCCGGUCCAUCCCUCCGGAUUCCUCGGACGCAGAGGGAAGAGGAAGAGGACGCGUACAUCGCCUACCUGGAAGGCAAGCUUGGGUACUCCAAAGGUAAAGGCAAAAGCGAGGGGGACGGCCUUGACGACUUGUUCGACUUUACGACUUCCCUGGAGGGGAUCGGACGGACCGGCGACGGCUUGGCCAGUGCGGGAGAGGAGUCGGGGUCUGUAGGAGAAGAAGACUUCGAAAUGGACGAUCAGGAAGACGAAAGCAAGGAAGUGGGCGUAUCAGACGAAGAAGCUAGCAGUGAAGAGGAUCUCGAUGAUGACGAUGAGGAGGAGUGGACAGGUAUCCAGGCUGACGAAGAGGAAGAAACUACAAAGUCAAUAACGUCACAAUCGACACCAGGGACGGCUUAUGUUCCUCCUCAUCUUCGAAACCAGCAAAAGGGGGGAGAAGACUCGGAGGCCCUCUUGAAGCUGAAUAGACAACUGAAAGGUUUCCUGAACAGAAUGACAGAACAAAACAUUGCUUCUAUCUUGGAUAGCAUUGAGGAGGCCUACCGCAAGAAUCGGCGCAACGAUGUAACAUCCACGUUGACCACGUUAAUCAUCAACAGCAUCGCUUCGCAUUCCUCUCUUUUGGAUUCCUUUGUCGUGCUUUACGCGGCAUUUGUAUCCAGUCUCCAUAAGAUCGUGGGCAUUGAAUUUGCGGCCUACUUCGUGCAACACGUCGUGUCCGAGUACGAAAGACACCGCUCAGAGCUCGAUGGCGACCCGGUGGACGUAAACCAAGAGUCGACGAGGGGGAAAGAGUGCUCCAACCUGAUCGUGCUCCUCUCUGAGCUCUAUAACUUUCAGGUUGUGUCCUGUGUGCUCGUAUAUGAUCUUAUCCGCGGCCUCCUGGACGGCGAAUUGUCCGAGUUCAAUGUGGAGUUGUUGCUCAAGAUCGUUCGUAACUCUGGGCAGCAGCUACGGCAAGACGAUCCAUCCGCGCUGAAGGACAUCAUCCAGAUCGUCCAAAACACCAUCUCGGAUGGUGACGAAAUUUGAGCUCUCGCACAAGAUUCAUGGUCGAGACGCUGACCAAUCUGAAGAACAACAAGUUGAAGCGGAACGUCACGCAAAAUCAGGGUGGCGACGCGGUCGAGCGCAUGAAAAAGUUCCUGACUGGACUGGGAAAGACGCGGCAUGUGGUGGCGCACGAGCCUCUGCGCGUCAGUCUGCAGGACCUCCACGCCGCAGAGACCAAGGGAAAGUGGUGGCUCGUCGGCGCCGCUUGGGGCGGCGAUCCCCUGGUCGAUAGACAGCAGCAAGCCACCCCUGCCGUCGCUGUCACGGCGGACACGGACGGCGGGGACAGCUCGCUCGUCAAGCUGGCCCGCAAACAGGGCAUGAACACUGCCAUUCGACGCAGCAUCUUUAUCGUGCUGAUGAGCUCCGACGACUACGUCGAUGCUUGUGACCGCCUCUCUCAACUCAACCUGACCGAGGUGCAGCAGCGUGAGAUUGUGCGCGUGCUAUUGCACUGUUGCGGAAAUGAGAAGACCUACAACCCAUACUACGCGCUUGUCUGCCAGCACCUCUGCCGCUCCUCCCACUCGUACAAAAUCACACUCCAGUUCUGUUUGUGGGACUUUCUGCGCGAUCUGGGAGAGUCCAGUGUUGGCGGCCAAGCCGUGAUCAAGAACCUCAAGGAGGACGAAGACGGCUUUGGCCUCAAAUCCAUCUCGCAGACGAGGCUGAGGAACGUGGCUCAGGCGUAUGGGUGGUGGAUAGCUAGGGACAGUGUGUCGUUGACUAUCCUGAAGCCCGUCGACUUUACCACCCUCAAACCGCAGUCGUUCAAGUUCCUGAAAGAGCUCGUCGUGCAGGUCUUCAUCUGCAGCCAGUCGGUCACGCCGGUGCUCUCCGCCGCCGGGAUCCCCAUGUCGCGGAACCGCGCGCCGGUCGAGGAGAUAUUCCUCAAAGCGAGCCGCAUCGAAACGCUUGCGAUGGGUCUCGUGUACUUCCUCACAGAAGCUUUCCGUCGCGUGGCGGACGACGCGGAGAUCGACGACGCCGCGACGCCGCUCGUGCGAUGGGCGGCUGGGCUUGCCAAGGAGACUCUUCGGACAGGGGUGGAUAUAGGACAAACUAUGUAACCGGUAACUUGCGAAUGACUGGUCAUGACUGGCUACACGCGUCCUACAUGUCGACGAUGUUGAGCACGUCGAAGGGAAUGACGCGGAAGGCUGCGGUGAACGUGAGCGCGUCGGCCACGAUGAUAUUCUCGAAGUCGUCGUGCAUGAGGAUCUAAGUGAGGCAUCUGUUCAGUGGGAUGACGAUCUCCAGGUCAGGGAGCCUCUGACCUCGAAGAGCUUAGCAAAGCUCUCUCCCUCGAAGAUGGCCAUGCCGUCCCACUCGCUCUGGGCGUCCUGGUCACACAGCGAGCCCAGCUUCGACUCGACGAUCUGGUUC